GGCGUUUCCCCGGUCGCCGUGCGGCGUCACUCCCAGCAUGCAGCGCGGCCCGCUCCUGCCGCCGCUCCUGUCACCACCACAGUCGCCGCUGCCCUCCCUUUCGCAGCUGCUGCCGCUGGCGCCGCGGGGCUGGGAGACAUGGCGGAGGGAGGCGCGGCGGAUUUGGAGACUCAGCGCUCGGACGUCGCGGCGCUGCUCAAGACAGCUCUCCGCAAGGGAGACACCUGGUAUUUAAUAGAUAGUCGCUGGUUCAAACAGUGGAAAAAGUAUGUUGGAUUUGACAGCUGGGACAAAUAUCAAAUGGGAGAUCAGAAUGUUUAUCCUGGUCCUAUUGACAAUUCUGGACUUCUCAAAGAUGGGGAUUGUCAGUCUCUUAAGGAGCAUCUCAUUGAUGAGCUGGACUAUAUACUUUUACCAACAGAAGGAUGGAACAAAUUAGUUAGCUGGUAUACUCUUACAGAAGUUCAAGAACCAAUUGCACGCAAGGUAGUUGAACAGGGUAUGUUUGUCAAGCACUGCAAAGUAGAAGUAUACUUGACAGAAUUAAAAUUGUGUGAAAAUGGAAAUAUGAACAAUGUAGUAACACGGAGAUUUAGUAAAGCUGACACAAUAGAUACAAUUGAAAAAGAGAUAAGGAAAAUCUUCAAUAUUCCAGAUGAUAAAGAGACCAGGUUGUGGAAUAAAUACAUGAGUAACACAUUUGAACCAUUGAAUAAACCAGAUAGUACCAUACAGGAUGCUGGAUUGUAUCAAGGACAGGUAUUAGUCAUAGAACAAAAAAAUGAAGAUGGAACAUGGCCAAGAGGUCCUUCAGCUCCAAAGUCCCCAGGUGCAUCCAAUUUUUCAACCUUGCCAAAGAUCUCUCCAUCUCUAUCAAAUAAUUAUAACAACAUCAACAACAGAAAUGUGAAAAAUUCAAACUACUGCCUCCCCUCAUACACCGCUUAUAAGAAUUAUGACUACUCAGAGCCAGGAAGGCACAAUGAACAGCCUGGCCUUUGUGGCCUAAGUAACUUGGGAAACACAUGUUUCAUGAACUCAGCUAUUCAGUGUCUGAGCAACACCCCUCCACUCACUGAAUAUUUCCUUAAUGAUAAAUAUCAAGAGGAGCUGAAUUUUGACAAUCCAUUAGGAAUGCGAGGUGAAAUUGCCAAAUCGUAUGCAGAGCUCAUCAAGCAGAUGUGGUCAGGAAAAUACAGCUAUGUCACCCCACGGGCAUUUAAGACACAGGUAGGACGAUUCGCACCACAGUUUUCGGGAUAUCAGCAACAAGAUUGCCAAGAACUGCUUGCAUUUCUUUUGGAUGGCCUGCAUGAGGAUUUGAAUCGAAUUAGGAAAAAGCCUUAUAUUCAAUUAAAAGAUGCUGAUGGAAGGCCAGAUAAGGUGGUUGCUGAAGAAGCUUGGGAAAACCAUUUGAAGCGAAAUGAUUCCAUCAUUGUUGAUAUAUUUCAUGGACUUUUUAAAUCAACCCUAGUUUGUCCAGAGUGUGCCAAGAUCUCUGUAACAUUCGAUCCUUUUUGCUACUUGACUCUCCCACUACCCAUGAAAAAAGAACGCAGUUUGGAAGUAUAUUUAGUUAGAAUGGAUCCACUUGCCAAACCUAUGCAGUACAAAGUAGUAGUUCCCAAAAUUGGAAACAUACAGGAUCUCUGCAUGGCAUUAUCAACUUUGUCUGGUGUUGCUGCAGAUAAGAUGAUAGUUACUGAUAUAUACAAUCAUAGAUUCCAUAGGAUAUUUGCAAUGGAUGAAAAUCUGAGCAGUAUUAUGGAGCGUGAUGAUAUUUAUGUAUUUGAAAUUGGCAUCAACAGGACUGAAGAUACAGAACAAGUUGUAAUCCCAGUUUGUUUAAGAGAAAAGUUUCGGCAUAGUGGUUAUAGCCACCAUAGUGGUUCCACACAUUUUGGUCAGCCUUUCCUUAUAGCAGUGCCUAGAAACAUUACUGAAGAUAAGCUAUAUAAUCUUCUGCUAUUGAGAAUGUGCCGAUAUGUGAAGACAGCUACUGAAACUGAAGACACUGAAGCAUCAUUGCAGUGCUGUAAGGACAACAGUAUCAAUGGUAACGGCCCAAAUGGAAUUCACGAAGAAGGAUCCCCGAGUGAAAUGGAAACUGAUGAACAAGAUGAUGAAUCUAGCCAAGAUCAGGAACUCCCUUCUGAAAAUGAAAACAGUCAGUCAGAAGACUCUGUUGGAGGAGAUAAUGAUUCUGAGAAUGGGUUAUGCACAGAAGACUCAUGCAAGGAUCAACUUACAGGGCACAAAAAGCGACUGUUCACAUUCCAGUUUAAUAGCCUAGGCAAUACUGACAUCAAUUAUGUCAAAGAUGAUACCAGGCACAUAAGAUUUGAUGACAGGCAGCUUAGGCUAGAUGAAAGGUCUUUCUUGGCUUUGGACUGGGAUCCUGAAUAUAAAAAGAGAUUCUUUGAUGAAAAUGCUGCUGAGGAUUUUGAAAAACAUGAAAGUGUGGAAUAUAGGCCUCCAAAAAAACCCUUUGUGAAAUUAAAAGAUUGUAUUGAGUUGUUCACAACAAAGGAAAAGCUGGGUGCUGAAGAUCCAUGGUAUUGCCCAAACUGUAAAGAACAUCAGCAAGCUACCAAAAAACUAGAUUUGUGGUCUCUGCCACCAGUACUGGUAGUGCACCUAAAACGUUUUUCUUACAGCAGAUAUAUGAGAGAUAAGUUGGAUACUUUGGUUGACUUCCCGAUAAAUGAUCUGGAUAUGUCAGAGUUUCUUAUUAAUCCAAAUGCUGGGCCCUGCCGCUAUAAUUUGAUUGCAGUGUCAAACCACUAUGGAGGCAUGGGAGGAGGGCAUUAUACAGCUUUUGCAAAAAAUAAGGAUGAUGGGAAGUGGUACUAUUUUGAUGACAGUAGCGUGUCCACUGCAUCUGAGGACCAAAUAGUGUCCAAAGCAGCCUAUGUGCUCUUCUACCAGAGACAGGACACAAUCACUGGAACUGGCUUUUUUCCUCUUGAUCGUGAAACAAAACCAGGUGCUUCUGCUGCCACGGGCAUCCCUUUAGAGAGUGAUGAAGACAGUAAUGAGAAUGACAAUGAUAUAGAGAAUGAAAAUUGUAUGCACACUAACUAAUGGAAGAUCUAGAAGCCAUACAGAGAAAAACUUCCUUGUGGGAGAUAUCUAUUGAAACAUUGAAAUUGCCCACCAAAUUAAAAAUAAAAUCUGAGAUGGGAAAUUUCAGAUGACAGAAUGUAAAUCCUUCUUAAAUUUUAACUUGUGCAGUACUUGAAGUGAAACACAAUGAAAAUGUUAACAGAAUUUGUCUCCAAUACCUUUACAAUCUUGUAUUCACAAGCUAUAUAUAGGAAAUCACAAAUAAAUACCUUUACAGUUUCUGCUGCAGUUUGAAUGAAUUAUGGUUUCUUUGUUUGGGAUGCAAGUUAAUACCAACUAUUUGUGGAUUUCGUUUUUGUCUUAACACCACAAGAAUAUUACUGCAGUGCCUGUAAUUUUGGAUGGGUAUAUCCAUAUACCUGUAACAAACAUUGAUUUUCCCAGUAUAUGUGACUCGUUAAGUGCAGCAGUUUUCUUGGAACACCAAAUUUUCAAGUUUCUCCCUGAAAUUAAUGUGGAUUUAAAAGAAACUUAAUCAUGAUAGAAAAAAUAAUAACUUGAAAAAGGUGUUUUAACCUUUGGUGGUAUAAGUAAUAUUCCAGAAUAUUAUGUUCAUCUUACUGCUGCUGUGGAACAGGUUCUGGAUUUCAUGCUGCAUUAAGGAAUUGAAUUUUUCAAUUAAAUGUAAGUAUCCCUCAUUGCUUGUUGGAUCUACUUUGUAAUUCCUGUUACCUUGCUUAUAAGAUGUGCGUAACUUUAAUCUGGUGUCAGUCCAAAAAUUUUAAUUGUGCUGUAAGUCUCUCCCCCCAUUUUUGGUAGUUUGACAAUUUACAAACUACAUACAGUGUAAUAGGGUCCGAUUUUUAAUAGUAUACCGUAUUCAUAGUAACGACUGUGCAUCAACCUUAGAUGACUUUUCCAUAUAACUUGCCUUCAAAUUGUUAAUGGGCAACUGGUUUAAAGGUAGGUCUGUUAAUUUCUCAUGUGCGUUUUGGUGGAAUUCACCAUAGCCUUACAUCUUAUCUCAAAAGGUAACUUAUUAUAGAAUUGGCAUUUGCAUGUUCAAGAGUCAGAACCUGUACAGUAAGUAGAUAAAGCAUACAUACCUUGAAUUGGAUUUUAAUUAACUGUGUUCAAGGAGUCUGGGAUGCCAAAAAUAGAUGUGACAGUUUUGAAACAUGUUUUAUUUGCUGCUUUCCCUUGAAUAUAGUUGGAAGAAUGUAUUGUUGAUUCAUAUACAAUACUGCCUUUGAUAGGAAUUCCCUUAAGUGUGGAGGCACACUUCACAUAUCUACUACCUGAAGUCCCACCAUUGUUAAAGCAAAAAGUAUGAUCUUCACUUGAACUAAUCAAAUACAAUAGGUUAUAAAUUGUGUAUUGUAAAUAAAGUUCACUCUGUGAGUGCACAUUUUGGUAAAUUAUUUAUUUAUGUUAGCAUUUAAAAGUUUAAAAUUGCAUUUGACCAGGAUAAAAUUAGGUUUGUGGACAUGGCUUUGCUUUAUACUUUGAUAUUAAAAGCUGGUGUUUCAUCCUGGUAUUUUAAAGCUGCUUUAUGUUUUUUUUUAAUGUAAGCUAGCCUCCUGCAUGACAGAGGUUAAAAAUUGUCUGCACUUGAGUUCACUUGGGUUUACAUUUGAAAUGCGCAUGUUUUAUUUAUAAAAAUUUCAAUAAAGCUAUUCAAGGCCUUA
Molecule: messenger RNA, 4754 nt
Organism: Varanus komodoensis (Komodo dragon)
Lineage: Eukaryota; Metazoa; Chordata; Lepidosauria; Squamata; Varanidae
Gene: USP15
Product: ubiquitin specific peptidase 15
Exons: 22
Coding region: 139-3084 (981 amino acids)
Biological process (GO): protein deubiquitination
Molecular function (GO): cysteine-type deubiquitinase activity
Source: RefSeq, a predicted model, not a curated record